This is a messenger RNA of Brachypodium distachyon (stiff brome), 1795 nucleotides long. RefSeq lists its product as uncharacterized. NCBI's taxonomy places the organism in Eukaryota, Viridiplantae, Streptophyta, Magnoliopsida, Poales, Poaceae. The record is from RefSeq and is a predicted model, not a curated record. The transcript is spliced from 4 exons. Bases 1043 to 1552 code for a protein of 169 amino acids.
GUCCUCAAUUAUCAUUACAAGACCAUGAGCAGAGGUGACGAUCUCAUUAUUGAAUACUUUGGCAUUAUGAGCUUUCCAGAUCCUCCACAGAAUGAUUAGUAAGAUGGAAGGCCAAAUAGCAACGGUAAGACCGACAGGAGAAGGGAGAUGCCAAAGGUCGGGGAAGACAGUUCCAUGAGACAGAAUACCCAUUUUAUCCCAGACCUGGAGCGCAAGAGGGCACGAGAGGAACAGGUGAUUCCGGUCUUCUGAACCAAGACCACAGCUCGCACAGGCCGCCGAUUGAGUGUCGAAUUUGUGAUGCAAAUUUUGACGCGUGUUGAGACGAUCCCUGAAGAGGAGCCAAGCAAAGACCUUGACUUUGUUGGGGACGAAAGCUUGCCAAAUGUGAUCAGCGUGAGGGUCCGUUGGAGCAGCGGAGAGGGCAAGGUAAGCGCCCCUUGUGGACAGCAGAGACCCAUCUCUUAGGGUACUGACAUCGGGCGCAUCAUCAAGAGCAACGUCCUGCAACACAAGAAGCAAAAGAUCGAGUUCUGCCUCAGCAACAAGAGUUAGUCGAUUCCGCAAGCCAAGCUCAAGUCCCUCGUCCACAAUUUUUGAAACAAAAGCAUUUGGCUUGGUGUGGUGGGAGAAGAGUAUAGGGAAAACUGAAGCAAGCGGAUGUGGUAAAAUCCAGCAAUCAAGCCAAAAAAAGGUGGAAGCUCCUGAUCUAACCUUACAAGAAGUGAUCGAUCUUAAUAAAUCUGUGUGCUGUAUAAUAAGCUUAGCAAGGUGGGAAGUGGGUGGUGAGGCUUUGAAGGGAUGAGGCCAGUGAGGCUUUGAAGGGAUCAUGCCGAAUCUUCAAGCACAAAAAGGUCAAGAGCAGAACUGCUGCACAAAAAACCUGAAGAGUUGACUGAUGGCUCUAAAAAUGCGCCGGGGUGUGAGAUGAACAAAACUUUAUCUGCGUUACGAGAAGGCAUCACCAAGUAGUUCUCCACCAUCUGGAAAGAAUAACUCUCAAGUGAUUCCACGGAAGAUAGUGAGUUCAUGUGCAGUACCAAUGAAGAUUAAUACACGUGGAACAAGUGCUGAUGAAGGGCAUGAUAUGCGUCCGACUGCAGGACAGAAAAUGGAUUCAACUUGCAUAAAUAAUGCUGCCCAACAGAUACAUGAAAUGCACCCUGUUCAUGCACUUCCAGGAAACAGCGACGACUCUGAUAAUAGACUGUCGGGGAGGAGAGGACAUCGUGCGAUCAACGUAAAUGAUGGAACAAUCCAAAGGAUUCAAGAACCUUUGAAUCAAUUCAUAGUGGACAAGGUUUUCAAAAUGCUGCGAAUUCACAUUGCACCAUUGGCAACACUCUAUUGGGUUCACAUCAAAUCUCUGAUGAGCAAGUUUUAUUCACGAAAACCUCACGCUGGUGGGAUCUAUGUCGGGACAUACCACAACAGAUCCCAACAGAUCGAUCCCAUUCUCUGCAGUAAUCAAUCCCAGAGGACUCUUUCGGUUAAUUUCAAUCUCCCAACUCUAGCAGACCUGUCAUUAACUUACGCAGACAGGCAGAUAUAGGUUGAUUAUUAUUUGAUUGACAAGUACUGUAUAUUUCAUAUUGGAUGGUGGAUGGACAAAUAUAGGUAUCUGAAAAGAGAUUCAACACACCUGCAAAAAGAAGAAAGAUAAAAAAAAAGAGAAGAGAUUCAACACAGGACACUGCUCUCCGAAAAAGGAGGACAUGUCCUCAAUCAGUAAUCAGCUGAACAUGUCCUCAAUCUCAAGUAAUUAACUUGUUCGGAAGAAGAUGCAUGCGAGACG